Molecule: messenger RNA, 753 nt
Organism: Gracilinanus agilis (Agile Gracile Mouse Opossum)
Lineage: Eukaryota; Metazoa; Chordata; Mammalia; Didelphimorphia; Didelphidae
Product: olfactory receptor 4F3/4F16/4F29-like
Exons: 2
Coding region: 1-753 (250 amino acids)
Biological process (GO): G protein-coupled receptor signaling pathway
Cellular component (GO): membrane
Molecular function (GO): olfactory receptor activity; G protein-coupled receptor activity
Source: RefSeq, a predicted model, not a curated record
AUGAAUGUAACAAAUCAAUCUAUAGUUUCUGAAUUUGUGUUGAUGGGACUCACCAAUUCUUGGGUAAUGCAACUCCUUCUCUUUGUAUUCUCCUUGGUGUUCUGUUUGGCAAGCAUGCUGGGAAACAGCCUGAUUGUGCUCACAGUGGCCACAGACCCUCACCUGCAAUCCCCCAUGUACUUCUUCCUGGCCCACCUCUCCUUCAUUGACAUUAUGGAUUCCUGCAUUGGGACUCCCAGGAUGCUGACUGACCUUUUCAGGAAGCAGAAACUCAUUUCCUUUGGAGGCUGCGUUUCUCAGAUCUUCUUUAUUCAUGCUGUGGGGGCCACCGAAAUGGUGCUCCUCAUAGCCAUGGCCUUUGACCGCUACAUUGCCAUAUGUAAGCCUCUCCACUACCUGACCAUUAUGAACCUAAGAGUGUGCGUAUCUAUUGUGAUAACCUCCUGGACAAUUGGCAUCUCCCACUCCAUCAUCCAGUUGGCUUUUGUGAUCAAGUUGCCCUUCUGUGGCCCUAACAAAAUAGACAGCUUUUACUGUGAUCUCCCUCGGUUCAUUAGACUUGUAACUUCAGAGUUGGUCCUACUGAAUGAGUCAAUGGACGGAGUCAAUCGUUCUGUGGUUUAUGAGUUUGUAUUAAUGGGACUCACCAAUUCUUGGGGACUGCAACUUUUUCUCUUUCUAUUCUCUUCUAUAUUCUAUACAGCAAGCAUGCUAGGGAACUUCCUCAUUGUGAUUACAGUGAUCUCAGUUUAA